This is a messenger RNA of Artibeus jamaicensis (Jamaican fruit-eating bat), 2078 nucleotides long. It is a transcript of the gene FAM163A, whose product is annotated as family with sequence similarity 163 member A. The record is from RefSeq and is a predicted model, not a curated record. NCBI's taxonomy places the organism in Eukaryota, Metazoa, Chordata, Mammalia, Chiroptera, Phyllostomidae. The transcript is spliced from 4 exons. The coding region runs from base 365 to 862 and encodes 165 amino acids.
UGCUGGGGGAGGUGGGCGAGUCUGGCCUGGAGGCCAGGCUGCAGGUUGCGAUGUCCCCGCCUCCCGGCAAGACUCUCCGAGUCCCUGCCCCGGAGCGCGCGGUAAUCUCUUGCCUCCACCCCGCCUUGCGGAUCUGCCCAGCGGCGCCUUCCUCCUGCCGGGCCCCACACGGACGUGGCUGCUGCGCCUCGGUGCCCACGACCACCCGAGGACAAUGCAGUGGCCGGAGCGCGAUCUCCGGGCGCGCCAGGGACUGAUGCCCUUGGCCAUGACGCACCCCCAACUGCUGUCUGCUCAGGCUCGGCCUGUGUGACUGAGUCAUUGCUGGCCCAGCUGUUUCACAGUUGGAUGGGGCGUCGGGCGGAUGACAGCGGGAACGGUUGUGAUCACGGGCGGAAUCCUGGCUGCGGUCAUCCUCCUCUGCAUCAUCGCUGUCCUGUGCUACUGUAGGCUCCAGUAUUACUGCUGCAAGAAGAGCAGAGAGGAGGAUGCAGAUGAGGAGGAGGACCACGACCGGCCCACCUCCCCUGGGGCGCCCCCCUGCAAUGCCUGCAGCUCCCAAGUCCUGGACGGCAGAGGCGGCCUGGCGCCUCUCACCAGCGAGCCCUGCAGCCAGCCAUGCGGCGUGGCAGCCCGCCAUUGUGCCACUUGCUCCCCAUACAGCUCCCCUUUUUACAUACAGACGGCCGACAUGGUGCCCAACGGGGGCGGAGGCGAGAGGCUGUCCUUCGCUCCCACGUACUACAAGGAGGGGGGCCCCUCGUCUCUCCAACUGGCAGCACCCCAGAGUUACCCGGUGACGUGGCCCUGCUCUGGGCGUGAGGCCUUCACCAAUCCAAGGGCUAUUAGUACAGACGUGUGACCCUCUCCCCGCCACCGUCCCCAACGCCUACCAUCACUGAGACCCCAGCCGGAGGCCUGGGGUGAGCGGCCCACCCCUCCAGCAUGCCACAAGGACUGUCUCCUGCGCAGGAAGGCUCAACGGGACUGAAGCCAUCACGUGCAUUGACAGCCAGGGCAGGGCCUGGUCCCCUGGCCCAGAGGCGGACUGACAGGUUGAGCUGGCAGCUUUGCUGUUUCUCUGGUGGGACUUUCCUCCGGCCAGCUCACACCCCGCUUCCCUCACUGCCCCAGCUUCACCAGACUGCGAGAAGAACGGAGGCUCUGCAGAGGUCUGGAGGCCCCCAGAGUCCUUGGGGGGUGAAAGAAAGGGGGACAGGGGACAACUAGGAUGCCACAGAAUUUGAGAAGGAAGAGGAGAGCUAAGGGGACCCCUCCAGGACUUCCUUGCUAACACGAACCCAAAGCCAAUUUACAAUCUCGUUUUGUGUUUUUUGGUUGUCAUGGAGACCACACAGCCCCGUAGCUGCUCAGACACACAUGUGGAUUCCUGAGUCCAUCACAGCUCUGCCCCUUUCUUUGUGGCAUGUGCUGAGUUGGCUUUAAAAGCAUAAGGUGACUGCAGGGAAUGCACCAAAAAGUGGCUGCCUGACCCUGUCUCCCCACGGACCCUUGCUUUGCUGUGGGAACCAGCUGCCUAGCUGAGAACCUUUUCCACGUUAUGUUGCCAGGGUUCAAGUAGCUUCGUGAGGUCCUGCUGACGGCCUCCAGGGCCGCGGUCCCCCACACCAAGCAACACGCGUGGCUUCAAUCCUGUGGGGGCGUGUGCAUUCUCAGGUGUGCGCACACACACCUGUCACCACCCGCACACAGGCUUUGCUGCCUUUGGGAACCGCAGAGAGGGAGGGUCUCGGAUGUAGCGACUAGAAAGAGCAAUCUGACCCCCAGGCAGCAAGGGCAAAAGGUGAUUGAGGGACCGACCCCCGCAGCAGGUACUGGAUGGGCCAUGACACAGGAGAGCCAGACCACCCCUCCCACCAGGGACAGCUGUCCUCCCUCCUGAGGACAAGAGGGAUCUGACUUAGCAAUUGGAUUCAGCUUGCUGCCCCCUCUCAACUCUCAGUGGCCCCCUGCUCACCCCCCUCCAUCUCCCAGUGAGGGCCUGCUCAUCUCUGUCCCUUCCGAGCCCCAAGUCCAGCUCCCUCUUCCCACUGAUAGCUUGGCCAUGGCCUUAUGCC